Messenger RNA from Portunus trituberculatus (swimming crab), 3123 nucleotides. RefSeq lists its product as uncharacterized. NCBI's taxonomy places the organism in Eukaryota, Metazoa, Arthropoda, Malacostraca, Decapoda, Portunidae. Gene Ontology annotation, cellular component: membrane. Bases 336 to 2666 code for a protein of 776 amino acids. Gene Ontology annotation, molecular function: sevenless binding; adenylate cyclase inhibiting G protein-coupled glutamate receptor activity. The record is from RefSeq and is a predicted model, not a curated record. Gene Ontology annotation, biological process: G protein-coupled receptor signaling pathway; visual perception. The transcript is spliced from 12 exons.
CUGGCCACAGCUCCAUCGCCCCGCCUUGCACCAGCACCUGCAUACACUGUCUCUCCCCGCCGUCACUUGCUAAGGUGGAGAAGAGGACGGCGAAAAAAAAAAAAAGGAUAAAAAAAAGUCCAGGGACAGUAUUUUUGUUGGUUGUGUAGCGCUGCGGCUACGAGCCUCAGUCAUUACAGGCGAAUUAAUGUCGAUUAUUUUCUGUGUUCGUAUACGUGUGUUUUGUCAGCGAAAAAAAAGCGAGUUGCGUUUUGCUUGCUCAAGAGAUUCCUUGUGCAAAGCAAAGGGAAGAGCGUGGGUGAGCAGAUCUAGCAGCAACAGCAGCAGCAGCCCUCAUGUUGCCUAAGUGGAUGGAGUGGCAGGUGCUGGCGGCGGCGGUGGUGGUAACCGUAGUAAUCCCUUCUGCAGCAUCUGCCUUCUGGGAUAUCGCGCCCACCCCACCGGAGACCUGUCCUGGCGUGCGCACUUUCCUUGCCGCCCCUAGCGACGUGUACAUCAGCGGGUUGCUGGCAGUGCAUGAUGGUGGGAGAUGUGGUCUGGUUGACCCCGUGGCGGUGCAGCUAUUGGAGGCCGCUCGCUGGACCUCCUUCAAGAUGGGGCAGAUCAACUUCAUCCCAGGCGUGAGUCUUGGUGUAAAUGUGUAUGACACGUGUGGUGGUCGAGAAGCGACGCUGCGGGCGGCGGUGUCGGCGGUGGUGGAGGGCGGCUACUUGGAUCCCCCUCACUGCCGCCCCGCCCCCCACGUGGGUGUGCUGCAUACCCAUGUGGACCAUCUCCAGCUGCCCUCCUUUCUGCAGGAUGUGGGAGUUCCUUCGGUGGGCGUCGAUGAGGAGGAUUUCUUGCCGCAACUGGAGGCCCUUAUGCCCCUCCUGCUGCGGGUGAACUGGACCUCCGUGGGUGUCGCCGCUCCUUCCAUCCAGGUACUGCGGCAGUUUGGUCACAUGGCGGCCAGGUACCGCAUCUGCGUGGGAGCUGAGACACUGUUGCCCUCCGUCACAAGUGAUCAUCAGACAUCCCGCUCGACGCUGCAGACGCUGGAAGGCGGAGGGACGGGCGGCGUGGUGUUGAUUGGGCCACAGCACCGCCUUCAAUCCCUCCUUGCCGCCGCCGCUGCCCUGAACUUGACUAGUUUUCGCUGGCUGCUGGUGCCCACCGGACCUCUGCAAGAGCGGGUCUUCCAGGGCCUCAACUCGGUGGCGCAAGGUGUGGUGGCACUGCGGCGGGCCAGCCAGACAGUACCAGAAUUUGGGGAACAUUUCCUCAGCCUCGGAGCCUCUGCUGUGGACUCGACCCUCUACCCAAACUUGUCGCCGGGAGACUAUGUGGAGGAGCCUGCUGUGUUCCAGAUGGUGAAGGCAGUGUUCAAGAUGGGAUCGGCGGUGCGGCGCGCGGUGAAACAGCACUGUGGCAGCAGCGGGUGGUGUACUAACGCCACUUUGGACCUGACUGAGGUUGAGGACGAGGGUCUAGACGUGAUAGAGGAGCUCUCCAUCAAAGCUCAGAGACCCCGCUACGAGGUGUUGCGGUUGGAAGCUGACCAGGACGCCAAGCUUGCCUUUACCAGCGUCGGGCACGUGACUGCGGGGAAGCUGGAGUUGGAUCCCCGCGCUGCUGGUCUGCCGCAGUACUUGUGUAUGAACUGCCGUUGCCUCAACGUACGCUUCUCCUUCCUGGCUGAUCUGAGGUGGCGCUCGGAGGCGUGGGUCACCAUCUGCGCCACCAUGGCAAUCAUCGGCUUCCUCCUUGCCAUCGCCAUCAUGGUGUUCAUCUCGGUUCGCUCUUGCCGCGGCAAAGCAUCUGAGGGCUCCCAAGCCUUCUCUUUGCUACUGCUUCUGUCUUGCAUCUUUCUCUACGCCGCCAUCUUACCGUACAGCUUCGAGGCCAGCAGCUUGAUCUGUGCCUUGAGGCCCUUCGCUACCAGCCUGUCCUACGCGAUAAUGCUGGCGAUCCUGCUCGCCCGCUCCCUCAUGCUGGCCACGGCGGACUCUGAAGGACUCGUCGGCCACGUGAGUGGUUUGGUACAGACAGCGUUGCUCUUCUUCAUGGUGAGCGUGCAGGCCGGGCUCGGCGUGCAGCAGUGGGUAAUGACGCCACCGCAGACCUUCCUCACGAAGACGCCGCCAGAAGGGGGUGUUCUUUACUCCUGUUCCGGCGAGCGCCUCUACUUCCUUAUCGCUCAGGGUUACAUCAUGUUCCUCCUCAUGUUACAAUUGUUCGUCUCGCCCUUUACUGUCCGUUCCCGCCGUAAUUACCACGAGGGUUUGUUGUUCUUUAUAGCGACGCUGCUCAUCACGGGGGUGUGGGUCUCGUGGGCCACGCUUUUCAUGAUUCUACCGCCGGUGUGGGGUGAGGCAUGUGUGUGCCUCGGCCUGGCGGGAACAGCCACGUGCGUGCUGGUGGCGAUAUUUGUGCCUAAGACUUACCUCAUGGUGCGGGCGUCUGCCAGGGAGUCAGUACACAUUCGUCCUCUGUCACGCCCGCAGUCCAGCCACGAUCUGGUCCGAGCUUCCUCCCUCGCUCUGUACGACUCAAUCGGACACUUGCCAGAAAUGGUUCACGCUUACUCACCCGAUCCCACCGUGGGCCACUUCCCGCCCUACAAAGAGAAUCCCUACGAAGCUUAUUCCCAUUACCAGGCAUCCCCGCACAAGGUAACUCAGUUCUAAUCUAGUUCGACUUCAAGGAGCUGAAAGAACCGCUCUUACCCUUACCCAUCCGUUCACCUGCCUGCCUGUUGUACAUCCCGCCCCACCUCGUCCCGCCCCGCCCUGCCCACUCAUGACACAUUAUCAGCAUUAUGAGUAGUAAACAUGAGUGUGUUUCUAAUGUUUUAUCUCACGCGCGUGUCUCAUUUUCAUCCUCAAUAAGCACCGACGACGUGAAUGAAGUUAUUGCAGACGAACACAAGCGUCAUCACCACAUAAAGCAUCCUCGCUCCUCGACUUUGCUUGAGCUUUGAGUCCUCCUCCUCUCGCUCUGUUAGAAGUAAUACCUCACCUGACUUUCGCACCUUCACUUUCUCGGUGACUCUGUGGUAAGGGCAUCAGAAUGAUAUUUCCCAGACGAUAAAAUUUAUUCAGAAAAUGUAAGAUUUUGUGUAUAUAAUAAAAAAAUGAGUAAUUA